GGAAUAGUUUCCAACAUCGUCAGCAUCUGCGUCUUCUUCAAGAUGGGCGUCCAGGAUUCAGUGACCCUCUCGUUCUUCUUUCUCUCCAUCUCCGACUUCGCCUACCUGUCCAUUACAACGGUCUGUGCCGUCUGCGCCAUAAUUGGGUACGGACCCGAUGGCCUGAAAAUCUACCCACUCAACGUUAAGGACUUCACCUACUGGAUCGCCGUCAUCUUCUACAACGUCGCCAUGUUUCUGCGCGUGUUUAUCGCCGUCGGGAGAUGCUGCCUCGUCGCACUGCCAUUGCAUUUCAAGAACAUGUUCACCAAGAGACGGACACUGUUGGUGGUCUACUUGAUCACACUAUCGGUGGUCGCCAUGCGGGUCCCGAUGCUGACGACCCAAAUCUGGGUGGGGGUCCCCGAUCCUAGGACCAACUCGACGAAUAUCGCACUGAGAAGAACCGAUGGCUACACGGUGAUACUGACGGUCCAGGAUAUUUUGAACCGCAACGUCAUAACCUGGUUGUGUUUUUUAACCGUCCUUCUCAGUUUCCUCAUCCUGGCGACGGCGCUCCGCAAGGCAGCCCGCUUCAGGCACUCCGCGAAGAGCACA
This is a messenger RNA of Lymnaea stagnalis (great pond snail), 597 nucleotides long. Lineage: Eukaryota; Metazoa; Mollusca; Gastropoda; Lymnaeidae. The record is from the annotation of a GenBank genome assembly.